This is a messenger RNA of Fonsecaea multimorphosa CBS 102226, 1071 nucleotides long. RefSeq lists its product as uncharacterized. NCBI's taxonomy places the organism in Eukaryota, Fungi, Ascomycota, Eurotiomycetes, Chaetothyriales, Herpotrichiellaceae. The record is from RefSeq and is a predicted model, not a curated record. The coding region runs from base 1 to 1071 and encodes 356 amino acids. The transcript has a single exon.
AUGGCAUGCGGCACUUUUCGAGCGUGCGACCAGGACCCUUGUGGACUGCCCGUGAAGAAGAGUUUCUUCGAUGAGCCGGCUUGCGACUAUUGGGAACAUGGCGGAGACAGCAUGGUCCCUACGAGGAAGAGGGCCUUGCGGGGGACAACGGUCACGGUGAUAAAUGGCAUGAAGGGCUGGGGUGGGCUGAACCAGACGGGUUACAGCUAUGAUGAGAUUCCUGGAGUCACCAUUCACAGCAGCAAUGACAUCGAGGACGCGGAGGGGUUCAGUUCAUUUGGCGAAGGGACACUCAGGGUCACCAUUCCUGGUGACAAGUUGCCCGACAGGAUCGGCAUCACCAACGCUGGUGAGGCGCCCAUUUGCAUCGCUGGCGUCCACUUGACCGCCCCUGAUGGAUCGCAAAUCACCAUGACAGGCAACUUGGGGAGACUCUGUGGCGCAGAUCACUACGAAUCUGCGUCCGAGGUCCUUCCCAACGCCGAAGGGAAACCGGCGGCCUGUGUAUGGGUAGACCGACACGGUUCGAAUGGUAUUCGACUCCCGGGUAUCGCCUUCGACCUGCAGAACUACGAUAGUGAAGACGGCCCGGGCCCGGAGUUCUACAACAUCACAUCGGUGCAGGACUUGUGUAAAGCGCCUUUUAUAGCGUUGGGUGACGACCAGCCUGCUCUGUCACGGAGGCAACUCGUCAUGCCCAACGUCGCCCGCGAUGACAGCUCCGUGGCCAGCCUCAACUUCGACUCGGCGCUGGUCAAAAGCAACCUGGACCUCUCGAGUGCGGUGCAAAUGUGCCGGGGCGAGUUCACCAAGGGCCCGCAUUUCGUGAGUCUCUCCGAGGGGCUUUAUUGCGACAUGUCGACGAGACAGCUCUAUCCUGUAUGUAAGGAUGAUGCUGGUCACGAUGGGGAGACAUGCUUUGAUGUGGAGCAGAACGAGCUCGUGGAAAGGGAUAGCGGAGAAGAUGAUCCCGCGUCUCGGACUCGCCUUGUUGAACGCUAUCCAGAGAGCCAGAACGCUGGACGAGUCAAGGUGUUGAAGACAUUCCGGUAUGUUGAUACUUGGCAUUAG